Molecule: messenger RNA, 12365 nt
Organism: Homalodisca vitripennis (glassy-winged sharpshooter)
Lineage: Eukaryota; Metazoa; Arthropoda; Insecta; Hemiptera; Cicadellidae
Gene: p120ctn
Product: catenin delta-2
Exons: 20
Coding region: 823-3768 (981 amino acids)
Biological process (GO): cell-cell junction assembly; cell-cell adhesion
Cellular component (GO): nucleus; plasma membrane; adherens junction
Molecular function (GO): cadherin binding
Source: RefSeq, a predicted model, not a curated record
UUGGAAGAGGGAGUUGUAUGUCCUUGUGAAGAAGUAGUAGAAGUUUGUGUCUGAUUGUCAGUGAUGGUUUUUAAUAUUCUUAACUGUUGAGUUGAUUUAGACUGAGUAUACAAACAUAAUACUUAAUUUUUAUGUUAAUAGUAAACUUUUACAUUUGCAUUUUUAAGCUACUAAGGUGCAGUGUUGUGUGAUGACGUAGCCUAGGCGGCGAGUAAAAAGACAGAAAACUUGGUUCUUAAAUAUUUCUUCAAGUAAAUUGUGUAUGAAGCCAUGAGUAUGGGAGUGAAAAUUUACCUCUCUUGGAUGUUUAAGCAGAGUAAAUAUAAAUGAAAUAUAGAAGUGUGUGUUCAGUGAAAAUAAAUAAUAAGUUGUAUAAACAAAAAGUGACAAGAGGGGUAUUGAAUGGAUAUUAGAUUCUGAAAUAAAAGGUUGACAGGUUUUAGAUAUUGGCCUAAGUUAUCUAUGAUCAGUAAAUAGGGCAUUUAUCUUCAGCAAAUAAAUAACACUUUUUUAAACAGUGUGAAAAUUAUACAGUACUGUGCUAAGAGGUGCUAGGUGUUUGAUUUUUGGAAAGACUGGACUUAUUGCUCCAUUGACAGCACAAUUUGGCCUAUAUAAUACAAUGCCUAAAAUCAAUUAUGAGCAUCUAAAACCAUUUUCAGAACCUGCAAGUGUAGCUGACGAAGUGAAGACGUGCGUUUUGUCAAAGAUUGAGGUGGCUGUGAUUUAACUUGGAAUGAUGCUCUUAAACUUCUAUCAAUCAUGUUAAUAAAGGUGGAGGUCUUGUAACUAACCGAUCCCGACACCGUCACUCCUGUCGCAAUGUCCAACAGUCAAAUGGUAGAUUCAUGUCUAAGGGUUCUUCAAGACAACCCGCCGGACAUGCCACAGUUUACAGGUCAACCUGAAAUCCAGCAGUCUAGUUCGUAUUCAGUGGACAUAUCUUAUCACCCGUCUAACGGACAUAUUGAUAACCUCUCUCCAAACUCUACUGCCCACCUGCCCGAGAACUCGACUGGAACGCUAGUUUCACGCACACAGAAACAUCAAACAACGCAACAAGUAACGACUGUAACAAAAGUGGUGCGAGAAGUGCACCAUAUGGGCCCAGAGGGCCAGUCCGUGCCGGUGGACUAUGUUUCGGUGCCGGUGGGUCUGCCAUACUCUGCUGUGCCACCCACCACCUCGCCCCACCCCCAUUCCCACCCUCAGUUCUCCAACUACGAACAUAUGGCGGGCCAGGAGCCACCUUUCCCUCCCUCCGAAUCAGGGCGACAUUACACGGAUCAGUAUCGGCCUACUUAUCAAGACUAUGACCACUAUCCGUAUCCAAACCAAGUAUAUCCAGGGACAUAUCCUGCUUACGGACAGCAGGACUAUAGCGAACGGCCCCCCACCCCUCCCAGUCCGAGCGAACCCAGCGACUCCCCCACGCCCCAACAUGAUUUUUUAAGAAAGGGGCCUCCAUUCCCAUCAGCAGGGUACGAUGAGUUAGAAGCGGCACAUAUCUUGCCACGCACAGACCACUACAGGAUAACUCCUUCUCCGGGAGGCUUAGGAGACAGAUAUGAUCAAAUGAGCAAUCCAUGGCCUAUUGAUGAUUCAGGUGAACCUUCACAAAUACCUCAUGGUGAUGUAGGAGAUUUAGUAGGCAAAGUAGUUUAUGGGUACGACCCCGUAUCACCGUACGGGACGCUGCAGCCCUAUAUUAGGAACGGGUCUGCAAACGAUGGCCACAACUACGAUGAUAGGCCUGGGUAUCAGGAGACAGCCUCCCCUUCAGUAGACGAUGACCACAGGGGAAUGAGAUGGCGAGACCCCAACUUAACCGAAGUCAUUAGUUUUCUAAGCAAUCCUAACAAUGUCAUCAAAGCAAACGCAGCAGCCUAUCUUCAGCAUUUAUGCUAUAUGGAUGAUCCAAACAAGCAAAAAACGAGAUCGUUGGGUGGCAUACCUCCUCUUGUAAAGUUGUUAAACCACGAAAGUCCAGAUGUAUACAGGAACGCAUGUGGUGCUCUCAGAAAUUUGUCGUACGGCCGACAAAACGACGAAAACAAACGAGCGAUCAAAAACGCUGGUGGUAUUCCUUUACUCAUGAACUUGUUAAAGAAACCAUCGGAUGCGGAAGUAAAGGAAUUGGUUACUGGUGUUUUAUGGAAUUUAUCUUCCUGCGAAGACCUAAAGAAGUCAAUAAUUGAUGAUGGGCUCUCCAUGGUAGUCAAUUUAAUUAUCAUUCCUCACUCCGGAUGGGACCCGACGUCUUCCGGAGAAACAUGUUGGUCAACAAUAUUUAGGAACACAUCUGGAGUACUUAGGAACGUAAGUUCGGCUGGCGAAUACGCACGUAAGAAGCUACGCGAGUGUGAGGGGCUGGUAGACUCUCUGUUGUAUGUCGUGCGCUCAGCUAUAGAGAAGUCCAAUAUCAGCAACAAGAGUGUAGAGAACUGUGUCUGUAUCCUGCGCAACUUGAGUUACCGCUGUCAGGAGGUCGAGGACCCCAAUUACGACAAACAUCCCUUGCCCACCCAGAGCAGAGUCGGACCUCCACCUAAAGGUCUGCAUCUCUGUGCAGGUGAAAACUUGGGCUGUUUUGGUGCUAGUAAAAAGAAAAAAGAAGCUCAAAUGGUGCAACAAAAAGAGACUGCUAGCACAAGCAGGAGCACGAGCAGAUCCGAGCCUAUCAAGGGUAUGGAGCUGUUGUGGCAGCCCGAGGUGGUGCAGUCAUAUCUGUCACUUCUUCAAACAUGUUCGAACCCAGAGACGUUGGAAGCGGCCGCCGGUGCUCUGCAGAAUCUGGCCGCGUGCUACUGGCAGCCUAGCAUCGAGAUCAGAGCUGCCGUACGCAAGGAGAAGGGUCUGCCAAUUCUGGUGGAACUGCUCAGGAUGGAAGUGGACAGAGUCGUCUGCGCUGUGGCCACAGCACUACGCAAUCUCGCUAUUGAUCAGCGCAACAAAGAAUUAAUAGGAAAGUAUGCGAUGCGAGAUUUGGUGCAAAAGUUACCUUCCGGUAAUCCUCAGCAUGACCAGGGAACGUCAGACGAUACCAUCGCAGCUGUUCUUGCCACUCUCAACGAAGUCAUUAAAAAGAAUGCAGAAUUUUCAAGGUCUCUGUUCGAGUCUGGAGGAGUGGAAAGGUUGAUGAACAUCACGCGGCAGCGACAGAAGUACACUCCAAGGGUGCUCAAAUUCGCUGGACAGGUUCUCUUCACCAUGUGGCAGCACCAGGAGCUCCGGGAGGUGUACAAGAAACACGGAUGGAAGGAGCAGGACUUUGUCACCAAGACUGUGGCCGCACGCAAUGCUGGGCCUCACUCGCCGAACAAUGCCAACAACACCCUCAACCGACCGAUGGCGAGCCAAGGUGGUACCCGCUACGAAGACAGAACCAUCCAGAGGCCUGUCAAUUCCGAAACAACAAGAUCCCCCGGUGCAUCCAAUAACUUCCCCACUAAUGAAGAGAUUCCAAUGGCAGACAUGUCGUAUCCAGAAGGAGGGACUCAUGCUCCACCUCCCGGUGGCGUCAGAAUUUACCCACCGGCACCGGUAAAGCCCGGAGAACCGUUGUACGCUCAAGUGAAUCGAGAAAAGAAGAAGAAUCGAGGUCCAGGAAACCAGAUAGAGGGAGGAGUGGCGCCGGGCCCUGGGGACAUGUGGGGUUACGAGGAGCAGGGAGCUCCCAACUCCACCCCCGCCGCCAAGGGGUUGGUGGUAGACGGCCACGGACACAUGGCAGCUCCAGCCCCGCCCGGGGGUGACUCGUGGGUGUAGAUCCCGGACUCAGUUUUCUACUGUGUAUAGUUUAUUUAUUAAUGGAUCAGUGCUCAGCUUGUUCCCAGACACUGCCUACUACAUACAGUGUUGUCUAUCCCUUUUCUAAGCAAUUACUUUGUACAUAAGGUAAGUCGCGUAGGCUGGCGGGCCGAGCCUCUGCGCGGGGACUGUGCCAUCCACCGGACGAUACGAUCAUACCACGUUCCAUUGUUUUCUUAUUGGGGACUCGAUGUAUUCGGUCUGAUACAACUGUAAGACUCUGCAUUCCAUUCAUGUAAUGUUAUUGUCGGUGUAUCGCUAUGUACAUGAAACCAAAUGGUCAGAUGUGUAGCUCUAUUUUACUUAUUUUUUAAUUUCAUACAAAGUAUAUUUUUUAUUUAUGCCUGACUUGACUUCGUAUUUAAGAGCAAGUAAUUUAAACAGUUUUAGUUUUAUAUACAAGACAUUCCGACAGUUUUUAUAACGGUUGAGUUGUUGACUAAGCAUGUAGAUAAUUGUAUUUAAUAUAUUUAUAUGUUAAUUAAAAUUGUUACCUUCUUAUAAGAGCAGUUUUUCAUUUUGGAUGAUGGUGAGUGAACAUGCUAUAUAGUAAAAUUUCAUGACAACUAUUUUAACUAUGUUUUUAAGACAGCUAUUACAAUCCACAUAAUAUAAUCUCGUUUAAAUGUGGAUGCAUAAAAUAAUUUUUAAGUGACAGGAUAAUUUAUACCGAUGUUAUUUCCACCUUGGAUUCCUGUUUAAGUUGUAUUUUAGUACAUCUGUUAUUGAAAUGUAAAUAUUUAGUGCAUUGAUUAAGUCCUUGCUUACUUGGUUUGGACAAACAGGAUGUGAUUAAGUUAGUAACAUUUUUUACCCUUAAAAGACAUUAAGGAAUACUCACUUUUGUUCCCAGAUUAGUAAAACAAAACUGUAGAAGCCUUUGUGUUACAAAAUAUGACACAAUGACAGUGAAUAGGCCUUUUGGCACAACAUUAUCAAGUGAAGUGAUGCCGUUAUAUUUGCCCAAACCCGACUGCAGUAAUUUGUUGAAAAUAAAAAAAUAAGAGUUUAAAUCUACAUAAUUUUAAGAUUUUUCUUGUACUAAAUAAAAUCCAGUACUGACAAUUAAUGUUAUUCCGAAUGUAGAACAUUUUAUUCAUAUCACAUAGUAAACCUAUCCUUAUUUAACAGGGUAGUGGAAUUUUGUAUUAAAUUGAAUAAUAGUAAAUAAUAUGCCUUCAAAUUAAUUAUUCAAUAUUUUAAAUAUUAACAGCAAACAAUGUGACUACAUGAAAAUAACUGACAAAUAAUUAAACAUUUCCACCAUCAUUACAAGUUUAUUAUGUCGGUUGCAUUUUUUUAUGUAAAAUUUUAUGUUAUUCACAUCAUUUAAACCCUAAAGUUCAUUUGAAUACCAACCAUAGUGAAUUACCAAUAAAAUAUAAAAUCAGAACCAAGAUAAAUAAUUACCUUUGCAUAUGUGAUGAUUUUUACUUAACUUUUAGAGGAUAUAAGGACACUUGACCAAAAAACAUUUAUGAAAGAAGCAGUAAAAGGAGGUUUGUAGACAAAUGACGCAAAAACUAAAUACAUGCAUUUUAGAAAAAGCAAAAAUUAACAGUAAGGAAGCGUCUACAAAUUGAUGGACACAGAUCUAACAACUUGAGUUAUAAAUAACUUUGGGUAAUAAUAGGAAAUCAUAAUUUGAAUGCACAUUUAUUAAUCAAUUAAAGAAGUAUUUCAUUAUCACACACCAAUAUGGUUACAGCUGCUGAAAAAUGUUAUGAAAUAUAACCAGGAAAGAGACUAUCCUAUGGAAGAUUGAGAUAGAUCUGGUGGAAGCAGGUGAACACCGGUAUGGUUACAGCUACUGAAAAAUAUUAUGAAAUGUAACCGGAAAAGAGACUCUCCUAUGGAAGAUUGAGAUAGAUCUGGUGGAAGCAGGUGAACACUGAUAUGGUUAGAGCUGCUGAAUAAUGUUAUGAAAUGUAACCGGAAAAGAGACUAUCCUAUGGAAGAUUGAGAUAUAUCUGGUGGAAGCAGGUGAACACUGAUAUGGUUAGAGCUGCUGAAUAAUGUUAUGAAAUGUAACCGGAAAAGAGACUAUCCUAUGGAAGAUUGAGAUAGAUCUGGUGGAAGCAGGUGAACACUGAUAUGGUUAGAGCUGCUGAAAAAUAUUAUGAAAUGUAACCGGAAAAGAGACUAUCCUAUGGAAGAUUGAAAUAGAUCUGGUGGAAGCAGGUGAACACUGAUAUGGUUAGAGCUGCUGAAUAAUGUUAUGAAAUGUAACCGGAAAAGAGACUAUCCUAUGGAAGAUUGAGAUAGAUCUGGUGGAAGCAGGUGAACACUGAUAUGGUUAGAGCUGCUGAAUAAUGUUAUGAAAUGUAACCGGAAAAGAGACUAUCCUAUGGAAGAUUGAGAUAGAUCUGGUGGAAGCAGGUGAACACCGGUAUGGUUACAGCUGCUGAAAAAUAUUAUGAAAUGUAACCGGAAAAGAGACUAUCCUAUGGAAGAUUGAAAUAGAUCUGGUGGAAGCAGGUGAACACUGAUAUGGUUAGAGCUGCUGAAUAAUGUUAUGAAAUGUAACCGGAAAAGAGACUAUCCUAUGGAAGAUUGAGAUAGAUCUGGUGGAAGCAGGUGAACACCGGUAUGGAUAGAGUUGAAGAAGAAGAAACAGGAUAUCAUUUAAGAUACAGAGAAUUUGUUGUUGCAGCUAACUAUCAAUUUUUAUAUAAAUGACUUUGAGAGUAAAAUGAAAAAGUAUGAAAGGAUACUGCUCAACUUAUACUAUUUUCAAAAUACAGCAUAAUAAUCAAAGUGAAAUACAAAAAUAUAGUAAUUUAGUUAUAUUAAAAUUCUUACAAAAUAAAUCGAGCAGUAACGUAUUUCAAUUAACCCCUUGACUGCCACACGUGUGUUUUCACAAGCCAAAGAGCUGCUUCACUACACAACGCCCAACAGCUAUAAGAUGAUACAUAUUGGCCUCUAGUAGUGUUUAUUUUAACUACAAUUCCACAGCAGUGCUGUAUGAUUGCUACUACACUCUGGCGGUCAACUAAGGAACUAUUAUGAAAGCACAAAGUGAAGUUCUACCUGGAAGUUAGUAACCAAACAUUAUUGUUUUCGACAUUUUUCAAUUGCGUUUUUGUAGUUGCUACCUCAAGUUUUGUAUUUUAUAUUUUAAUUGUGCUACAUAAGGGCUUAGCCCCUACAGUAAGGUUUUGAACGUUUCUGCAUAAGAUCUUGACUGUCUGUAAAUAAUGUGUUGAUUACUUCUGCAUAAAAUCUGUAGGGUGCUGAUUGUUCAUGUGUUCAUGACUGAUUCUCUUAGGAGUAAUACAAUUUUUGAACAGGAGAAAAAUAUUAUGAAAAUAUAUUAUAAAUAUGAUGAGCAUCAUCUCCUUAAAAAAACCCUACAACAUUUAUUAAUACACGUUAUGAACAUAAUAAAUAAUGACAUUGAAAUCCAUUCUUUUCUUUCUUUUUUGUUAUUUGGCUCAGGAUGCAACCAUUGGUGGGGUAUGUAAUUUCAAUUCUUUUGUCACAUCUCUUUUAGGUACUUGUCCUGAAAACAAGAAAAACAGAGAAAAUGUUUGUCAUCCAAUAAGAAACUAUAGGUAUUUAAAGUAAUCUUUAUGUUUUGAAAUCAGGUGCACAAAAAACGGCUGAAGACAAAAAAGUGAAAGUUUUACAGUAUUUAUUCAGAUUCUUUGUUGAAUAUAUUCUUUGAGAAUAGAAACAACAGUCAGAAGAAUUUUUAUGUUAGAAAAGUAUGUGAAGGUAUCAGUGUUUGUAAAACUUAGGACAUUUUAGUCAAAGUACAUGUAAUGUAUUUAGUAGUGUGCUUGACCACUUGCACAGGUGAGGAACUCACUGAUGCAGUAAAUGGAUUUGUCUAUGAGCCAGUGGUGCAGAGAUGUGCUUUCAGCUUUUUUUAGCUCUGUAGUAAGAGCAUUGAAGAGUUUUGCACCAGCAUAUCCAGGCUUCUUCUCAAAUAGAGUUGUCCUGUGUGUUGUUAGGUAGAAGUCAUUAUCUUGUUGGGUGUUUCGUUCUGAAUCUCCUUAUUUUUUGGCAAAUUAAGUCUUGAUGCCUCAUUUCCAGGAUGAACCACUGUCAGUCAGGAUCUUGCCACUGUCAAGAUUUUAAAAUUCUUUAAAGCCUUUCGAUAGCUGUCACAUGGCUUCAAAUUUGCUAUAAUCCUAAUGAAGGAUCAUUAUCCGGUGGAAGUAGUCACCUGAUGAGCCUUCCCACAUAGUCAUACCAUAUAUCACACGUGACUCAAAUAGAGCAUAAUAAGCUGUUUUAGUCGCUUUGUCAGCACUAAAUGAUCUUCGCUCUGUUUAGGGAAAAAAUGGCUGUGCUGAGUUGGGAACUUAGUUUAUCAAUAUGGAAAUUCCAUGACAAGUGAUCAUCCAGCAAUAUUACUGAUAUCCUUCUUGUGCCUUCCGUCUUGUAUGCAAAAAAAUAAAUGAAGAGAGUGACAUGUUUUUUAUUUAUAAAAAAUGCAAUUUUCUGUAACUACAUUUCAUUAAGAAACUUGUCAUUCUCUGAAUUCCGAACUUGUAUACAUAAUUAAAAAUUACACAUUAUCUUCAGCCGUUUCUCCUAGGAUCUGAUUAUAAAAUUGGCCAAAAUGCCCACUUUACAUGCCUAUAAAUUCUUGUGGAGUACUUAAAAAAGUUAAAACUUUUUUUUAUUUUUCAGGAAAUUUAUCUUAAAGGAAAAUGGCUAGAUGAUAAACCAAUAAAACCAGUUGCAUUGGUGCACAACAUCGUUAUUAAGUAAUAUAUUUGUAUAAAUAUUCAAGCAUGAACAGUCAGCACAUACAUAUAUGCUUGUUUGAAUGUGAACAAUUUUGGCUUUGGUUAUAUUUAUGCACAAAAUACUCUAAUAUUUGUACUUUGGUAAAUAAUACCUUAAGAAAUGAAAUAAUGUUUUUUGUCACUGUAAAAUGUAAAUAUUUUGUGUUUAUUUUAUAAUUUUAAUUAUAUAAAAAUUAAUUUAAAAUCUGUUUGGUUAUAUAAAUAUAUUGGAUUAUAGUACUAUUCCAUAUGUAGGUUUAUUUCCCUAAUACACCCAUUUGCACAUUAUUUAGUAGUGUUCAAUUUUGAUUUCAUCAAGUGCAUGAAAAUUACAAUUUCGGCCUACACAAAUUUUCCUACUCUGCCCCCAAAGGAUUAAGAUGUUGACGUGCUUCUUUAAGACGUUUAAGUACCCUGUAUGAGAUAUUUAUUGGACCUUCAUAAGGUUAUUAUUUUACUGUAUUUAUUGGUUUGGUCGUAUUAGUGUGACCUCUGUACUGAAUAAUCUUUAGUAGGUUAAUAAGCAUUUUAAUUUUUUUAAUGAGGUUUGCAGUGUUUUUUCUAAUAGUUUUAAUAGUGAAAACCUUAUAAUGAUGUGUAUUGGUAGGUAACCAAUAAACUCUUGAAUUUAAGCUAUUCACUCACCAUUAUCGAAAGCAACUUCAAACAAACAUCAAAUAGUGAUUAGGUGAACUGUAUCUGACGGAGAAGGUUUUCUAACACCAAUUGGUUUCUUUGUACACCACACACUGAAUCAAACCAAAUACAUGGCACCAUAUUAGAGUGUUAGAACAUGGUGUAAUAGUCAACUCGUCUUUACAUUAUUAUUAAGAUAAUAUAAUAUUAUUUACACAUAAAAGACCAUUUUUUCUUAGAAAAUAUAGUAAAUGUGUAUUUAUAUUGGAAUAAUUGUUUUAUUUUCCUUUAAUGAAGUAUUUUGUUGGUUUUGAUCUCUUUUUAUUGAUAGUUUUUAAUAAAGUGGCAUGUUCUACUGGUUCCGUCUGUUUUUAGCUUUUCUGUACAUUCUCAGUAUGCUAUGUGAUCAAGAAAUGUCAAAUUUUAUCUGUUAUAUGUUCUCUUGAAAUCGUUUAACUCACUUUUGCAGGCCUCUAAUAUGUUAUCUGUGCUAUCAAGUAGCAGCUUAUAUGAAAAUGCAGCAUAUUUUUAGAUUAUAGGUUGAUGGUCACUUUAUUGUUUGAAUUCUAGAACGUUUUGUAGCCAUUAUUGCGAUUUUGAUGUUUUCUCGUGUUACCUUUAUGACUUAUAUUCUCAACUCUGAACUCACUGGGGUGGAUUUUUUCAUUUACCUAAUUGGAGAACAAACCAACAAAAAUGGCUAGUUCAAUAUCAACUGGGUAAUUAAACCAUGAAUUGGUUACUUUUUUAUUUCAAUUGAUUUUAUAACCAUUUGUGUGGUUUUUUUUUGUUUGAGUGAACAGUACAUGUUGGUGUAAGAUAGUUUACUGUUUUGGUGUAAAGAACGAAAGAUAAGCUGUUGUAAGAUUUAGUUUAUUGUUUAUUCUUCAUGAUUCCACGUAAUUAAUUUUAGAAUUUUGUCCAUAAUUUAUUUUAUUUAUAUUAAAGAAUGCGUACAGUAAAUUGAUAAUUACAUGUUUACAUUUUUUGUGGUAGGGGUUAAAAUAAACUCUAAAAGGAACAAGAUUUUUCAGUGGUUGUUUUCAGCUAAAACCAAAAAAUAUUUUUUGACAAUGAAUACGUUUUUUUUUUUUCAAUGUUAAAAGAAGGGAAAUAUAAAAUUAUGGUUCAACAGUCAUUUUAGUAAAAGGGAUGUACGCAAAGUUUGGUUACAUUACAUUUAUAUCAAAAUUUCCAUGCAUUUUUUAAUACUUUACAAAGUUUUUCAUACAGUUUUUUAAUAAUGAGCUGUUAAAGAAUGAAUUUGUGCUGGUAUGAAAUUCAGAAAACUGAUAAUUUAGUAUUGGUGAAACGCAAGAGACUUGUAUGAUACUUAUAGAUCAGCAUUAAUGGGGUAAUUUGCAUAACAUAAUAUUUAUUUUCAGUUACAAACAAAUUCUCUAAAAUAAUUUAUUUGAAAUUAGUCUAAUAGUUUAUAAAUAACGUUGCUUUACUUGAAAAACAUAAUACACAAACGCUGCAAAGUUUUGAACAUGUAAGGACUGAGUCAGUAUAAUCUUGACAACAAAUCCAAAGUUUGUUUUGUGAGGAGAAGGUAUUCCUGAUAUUUAUACUUAUUAUUAAAUUGAUUUCUAGUGAUUACAACGUAGUUUAUGUUAAAGUAUAUGAUUACUUGUUAAUGGCCUAUUUAAGUUUUAAACUCUAUUGCACAAAGUUAGAAUGUGAAAAGUGGUUUCGGUUCAAAUAUAUUGUUCAUAAAAAUAUUUAAAUAAAGAUUAAAAUCACAAAUGUAUUUGUAAGUAGUUGUUUAGCCAACUCUUUGUUUCCCAAGUUAAUAUAAUAAUUUUGUGAUAAUUUUGUAUACUUUUUCAAGUUGUGCAUGCAUAUUACGUGAAAGAUGAAUUUUUAAAUAAAAGGUUAAUACCACUAUUCGUUAACCGCAAUUAGACAAGUAAGCAUAAUAUUCCGUUUUACCAAAGUGAAAUCAGCAUAAAUAAGAAAAUUUACACUUCUGUCACAAGGUAAAAUCUGAACUGUGACAAAUCGCAGCUACUGUAAGUUUGUUUUUAACGCAAUAAAAUUCUAACAGCCACGUUAAAAAACUCAGUAGGCCGAUGAAAGUGUAUAAGACAAGAAGUUUCGUUGCUGCUAGAGAAACUUAGAAUCAAAUCCCGGAACAAGUCUAAUAAUGUCUGUUAUCUUUACUGUUUGUUCUUAUUCAGGGUUCUCAAUCCUGACGUAAUGUUAAACUUAUUUUGUGUGAGUCAGUAUUUUGAAAUAAAUAUUGAAAAUACGACGUACUAUACGAUUAUAAAAUUUGUUGAUGUCUUACAUUGCAUUGUUUAGCAAAUUUGAACAUUUGAAUAUUCAAUUCUGUUACCCGUAUAUCAAAAUAUAUAUUUUAUUUGUAAAUUUUUUCCAACUGGGCUAGAUAUCUUGUACAAUGUUAGUUUUGUUACUAAAAGAGCCAAACGUUCAUGACACGUAAAUAGUUUUAUAAGUUGUGUGUAGUGUGGUUAUAUGAUUUGUAGAUAGUUAUAUAAAUGUACAAUAAAUUUACAAUGUGUAUAUCCAUAAGGGUUACAGCAGAUAGAAUGGUAUUUAUCAGAACAAUUGCAGAAUGUUAUAAUCUUUAUGUUGUAACUACGAAAGAUAUUUUAUUAUAUUUUAUUUUUAUGUUACUAUUGCUUUACAUAGUUUAUUAACUUUGCAAACAGAGAUCGAUGAUGGCAUUUGCAUAACGAUUGAACAGUAAUUCACAGUAUGUCAACAAUUAAAUUAUACGCGCAUACUUUUAAUUUCAUACUUAAUAAAAUAUUUGGAAUAAUAUAAUGAAGCGAUCAAUUCGAAAGUAUUGUUAUUGAUCAUACAUAAUAUUGUAUUAUAUUUGUUCUUGAAAUUCAAAUGUAUACCUUACUUGAAAACUUAUAGUAGCAAUUAAUAAAUUGAAUAAAAAGUUAUAUUUGAAAAAUAAUUCGUGUGGUAUAAAGGCAGCCUUCAAUCUAUCUGUUCAAUCUGUUUAUUAAUAAGAACAAUUUAUAUUGAUUGCUGGCCGACACCUGUAUUUCCACUAUCAUAUGGUACACAACAAUGUUAAAUAGCUUGUUGAAUGGUAAUUGUCUUAUCUUUACCUUAUGUUAAGGGAAAUGUUAUUAUUAUGUAAUAAAACAAUUAUUGAUUAUAUCACAAUAAAUAAUUUUUACAGGUCAAAGCCAA